Amoebophrya sp. A25 is the source of this 295-nucleotide messenger RNA. Lineage: Eukaryota; Dinophyceae; Syndiniales; Amoebophryaceae. The record is from the annotation of a GenBank genome assembly.
GCAUGAUAGAGAUAGAGUUAGAAAGCCUGAACCUGCUGAAGACAUAGAGGAGCCCUGCAGGCCACCACAGCCUCAAGGACAAGAUCCGACACAAGCAAAGGAAACUCUUAGUAGAGGCAUCGUUGAUCAUGUCAAGAAGGGAACACACGGGGUAGACUUCUUGACAACCAGCAAUUGCGGAAACGGUUGCCGAUCACGACCACCGGAGCGGGAGCUUCUUUUUCGGCUUCGAAAUCCUUAUUUUGUAGAAGAACAACAGUUACUGGACUGCUGCCCUAAGGGCCUGGCGGUGGCA